Messenger RNA from Hypoxylon trugodes, 4657 nucleotides. RefSeq lists its product as uncharacterized. Gene Ontology annotation, molecular function: phosphorelay sensor kinase activity. Gene Ontology annotation, biological process: phosphorylation; phosphorelay signal transduction system. The coding region runs from base 159 to 4124 and encodes 1321 amino acids. The record is from RefSeq and is a predicted model, not a curated record. The transcript has 2 exons. Lineage: Eukaryota; Fungi; Ascomycota; Sordariomycetes; Xylariales; Hypoxylaceae.
UUUUAUAAACAUAAUUUAAUUUAAAACCAUAUAUUUUUCAUAUCUUUAUUAGGUUUACGCUAGUUCGCGAUUUGUUCUUUCCGCGUAUCUUUCUUCCAGGACCAUGUUGUUCUUGAUUGUCAACUCCGACCUACGUCGCCACGCCACCAGUUGUGCUGAUGAUGUACCCACCAAUGGGGAUAUCCGACGUCGGCAUUCUUGAGCUCCUCGAUUCUGAUCCUCGCCCGUCCUUUGUCGUUUCUCUCGCCUCGACCCAAAUUCCUCCGUCCAUAUAUGCGAACCCCGCCCUCCGGCAAGACGUCGUCCUAUGUAACCGAAUCGUUGACCUAUUGCAGUCGAGCCAUGGUCCCGUAUGGGAUUGGAUCAAUGGUUUAUGCGUACCUGGUCCUUCGACCUCGAUCGAUACCUCCGUCUUUGAGAACACUUGUUGGACAAGGUCCGUAGUACGGAAUGAGUGGGUUAUCAUUAGCAGCAACCGGCAGUUACUCUCCGGAGACUCCCUACGCGCACCAUCCUCUCAUCGUCGGGUCAAUAGUAAUACCUUUCUGCAUGAGCCUGUCGCGUCUAGAACUUCGACCGAUGGCGAUCACCAUUGGUUACCCCCCGACUUCAUGCCCGAUCAGGGGUCUUUUGUCCAUGUAAUCAAUAAUGUCGAUUGGGCGGCCACACCUCUUGGCCAAUUACAUCAUUGGCCAGCCCUUCUCCAACAAACCUUCAACCAGGUUCUCGCUGACUCGAGACCCAUUGUUAUAUAUUGGGGCGAGCAGUUGACAACUCUUUACAACGAAGCCUUCAGUAAGCUGUGUGGUUCGAAGCACCCUGCUCUAUUAGGGAAAUCAGUGGAAAAUGCCUGGCCCGAUUUCUGUGAGAAGAUUAAAUUGGCGAUGUCAACUGCCAACUCGAAGCACCGCGCGAGUGAUGAGGAGGAAUGGCGUUUCUUCGUUGAAAAGGCUGAUGGGAGCCCUGAAGAGAAGUAUCUAAAGUGGUCCAUGAUCCCCAUAACAGAGAGGAACAGGUGCCUUGGCUUUAUCCAACCCAUCCAGGAUACUACUUCCAUGCGCCUUUGGGAGAGGCGCACCAAGAUGCUCAUCGAUCUAGGUGACAUGUUAGUGACCGCGCGUGAUGUCAGGUCGUAUUGGGCUUUGCUUAUUCAAGAACUUGACGCGUGUCAACCGACGUACGAUAUCCCACUCGCAAUUCUAUACUCGGUCGAGGAAGACCUUCAAACUUCGGCGGCCGGAAAAGCUUGUCGUCUUGAGGGUUGCUUGGGUGUCCCUGAUGGCCACCUAAUCGCUCCAUCAGAGCUGAGACUCCACGGGAAUGACCAAGGUUUGUCCUCGUCCUUCAGGGAAGCGCUCGAGUCCCAAAAUCCCCUGCUCCUCCAAAUUAAAGAUGGGACACUGCCCGAAUCGCUGCUCGAUGGUCUCGACUGGCGCGGCUUCAAGGAUCCUUGUCGAGAAGCUGUUAUCUGUCCCAUACGCCCAACGAAGGAUGAGAACGUACUAGGAUUGCUAUUGUUGGGCCUUAAUCCACGUCGGCCUUAUGAUAACGACUACAGACAGUACAUCUCCUUACUUGGACAGAAACUGACUACGACCUUGGCCUCAACCGUUCUUCUCGAAGAAGAAGCAAGAAGGGGCCGCAACAUUGCUGAGCAGGCCGCUUAUGAUCAGGCGAUGUUGAAAGAAAAACUCGCAAUGCAGACAAGAGAAGCCACAGAAUCCGUACAAAAGUUCCAGCAGAUUGCUGAAUUCAUCCCAGUCGGCAUGUGUUUUGGUAAUCAUCGCGGAAAUGUCACAUUUGCAAACGAUGCCUGGCACCGCAUUACGGGCGCCCCCCAUACACAGGAUACAAUUGACAACCUUAAUAAGGUAAACCCUCUUACCUCGGAGGGAUUUCUAUCCUGCGUCAUCGAAGAGGAUAAGCCGAAUGUACGGCGUGCCUACGAGGAGCUCGAGAGGGUGCUUACUGUUACUAUUGAGUUCCGGGUUCGACGGCCACCGGAGGAUACCUAUCACCUUCAGUAUCCAAUUGGGAGUUCUCCUAGUUUCGAGAAAGCUGGGCUAGACUUAGAUGCGGAUGAUGGAGGUGUGCGACACGUGUUGGCCUCCCUGAAGGCUGAGCGGGGACCAGAUGGUGGCAUCAACCAAGUUCUGGCAUGCUUAACGGACGUGACUCUGCAUAAAAAGGCUGCCGAGGAGGCAAUCCGGAAAGCCCAGCAAGCGGAGAACCUCAAACGGAUGGCGGAGCUUGCGACGGUGGGUAUGUACGAUAUGACUCUGGACGGCCGUUUACUCGGCGCCAACAACGUGUUCUACGAAAUGUGUGGCUUAGAGAGGGCGGAUCUCUCCCAGGUUGCGGUCAAGCCUUUCGAGUUCUGCGUUGUCGACGAGGAUCUACCGGUUCUAAAGAAGACGUUGUCUACACUGGUCAAAGAAGGCAAAUCCCAAACUGCGGAACUCCGACUGAAAACUCAGUGGACCGAAACGGAUACUACCGGAGAGCAAAUCGUUGCGCCCCGCUGGGUUCUUGCUACCUUCAUGCCUGUAAAUAAUUCCGAAGGGACCAUCCAGACCUUCACAGGUUGCCUCAGCGAUGUCUCGCUACAAAAGUGGCAGUUCGAAAAGGAACGACAACGGAAAGAUGAGGCUAUCGAAUCCAAGCGCCAGCAAGAAAAUUUUAUCGAUAUGACUUCUCACGAAAUGCGAAAUCCUCUAAGUGCUAUUAUCCAAUGCGCCGAUGCGGUUAUUGGAUGCCUCACUAAAGCGCAAGAAUUGGUGGAUGGGCAGUUCGCGGGACCUAGCAGCAACGGCCUUUCAAGUUCCCCAACUGCUGAUACUGCGAGGACGUUCUACCAGGAAGCUGUCCAGCUUUGUAAAGACAGCAUAGACAACGCGGAGACGAUUAUAGCAUGUGCUCAGCACCAAAAGCGUAUUGUUGACGACAUCUUGACAAUGUCUAAAUUGGAUUCUAGUCUCCUAUCUAUCACCCCGAUUACGGUCAAUCCUAUUCAUAUCGCACAAGAGGCGUUUAAGAUGUUCGAAGUGGAAGCUCGCAGAGUUGAUAUCGAUCUAACCAUGGUGGUCGAUCGAUCUUACACUGAACUGAAUAUCGAGUUCCUCGAUUUGGAUCCCUCGCGGCUGAAACAAGUCCUUAUCAACCUCUUAACCAACGCCUUGAAGUUCACAAAGAAUGGGCCUACAAGGAAUGUGUCAAUUACCAUGAGCGCUUCGAAAACUCGCCCCGAAGAUCAUAUUUCUCCUGUUCAGUUUAUCCCACGAUCUACUGACCUAGUGUGGCAAGGCGAUAGACCAUCUCUGCCGGUACCUGAAGAGAAUAGGAUCUACCUCAUGUUUGAAGUAAAAGACACGGGCCAAGGCCUCACCGAGGAGGAAAAGUCAUCUCUUUUCCAACGCUUUGUUCAAGCUAAUUCCAAAACCCAUGUGAAAUACGGGGGAUCGGGUCUCGGGCUGUUCAUCAGCCGCAGGUUGACAGAAAUGCAGAAUGGCGCCAUUGGAGUAGCGUCCAGCCCCGGCCAGGGCUCGACUUUUGCAUUCUACAUCGAGGCGGGGGUGCCGAGCGAGGAGGCGUUUCAGGAGGCUCGUGCGGCUGCCGAGGCCGUCGGCCAUAUCCUGAAAACACCGAGCAAGGCCAGCAGAGGCUCUUUUACCAUGGUGAAGCCCACUAAUAAGAUACUCGGGCCGCAUAUUGAAGGGGUACUCCUAGUCGAAGAUAAUCUGAUCAACCAGCAGAUCACGCGCCGUGAUCUGCUUACCAGUGGCUGCGCCGUCGAGGUAGCCAAUCAUGGAUUGGAAGCACUAGAAAAGCUUCAGCAUACCAAUCGCGCCGGUGGGCAAUUCCCACUCAGUUUAAUUCUGAUGGAUAUUGAGAUGCCAGUACAGGAUGGCCUCACUUGUACGCGCAAGAUUAGGGAGUUGGAACAGUCUGGCCAUUUCAAGGGGCCGCGAAUACCAAUUAUCGCGGUCAGCGCUAACGCGCGCAUGGAGCAGAUCAUGGAAGCCAAGUCUGCGGGCUGUGACGACGUACUAGUGAAGCCAUUUAGGAUUCCCGAGUUGAUCGAGAAGAUGAUGACUGUCACAAAAUUACUCGAGAGAGUUGGGUGACAGCAAACAAGACAUAGUACGUUGAUGUUGCUUCCAUGUCCCUUUCCUCAAACAUACCUCCCUUUCUUCGUUCUUCCCGGAGUUACGAAUGUUUCUUCCUUCCCUUAUACUGUUUUGUGUUGAUUUGUUUGCAUUUGCCAUUGUACGGGUAGCGUUAGCAUGAUACCACAGGAGUAAUAGCGAUUUUUGAAAAGGGCAUAGGUUCGGAGUUAUUUUUAGAGCUACUUUGUCCAAGGGCAUAUAGUAUUUGCGGCUACUAGUUAUCCUGUACUAUAGAUAAUUGCUGCUCAUCGUAUAUUGUUCGAUUUAUUCCAAACAACCCUGAUUUCCAGCCCGGAACUGUUGUGACGGCUCGUGGACAGUGCAGCGGUAGGCAAUGGUGGCCCUGAGUGACGAGCUCUUCAUUCCAUAGUAGAGAAUAAUGUACACCAGGCGCCACAUUAGCAUGAUUAAGUCGUUGUCCUCACACUUGUGAAAUAACCCACGUCAAACCACCAUAGAAGAGCUAUUAUAUAUAUACCCAAGUAACGCAG